UAACCGCGCUGUCGCUGCGCGCGCGCACACUUGCUCUACUCUCUCACUGCUGUGCUAUCGAUUUCCCGCCCUUUAGUUUUGACCGGCGCGCGAGUUUCCCGCGAGUGAGACGUCGCAGUAAUACACAAUGAGCAGCAGCGAAUUCAAGAUAGAGCGCAACGUGGAGUUGUCGCCGGAGACGAAAGAAAUCGCUGAACAGGAGUUACGAGAGACGCCGGAGCGAGUUCGCGAGGCGUUGGAACGUCUCAGAGAACUGCUGAAGGAGAAUAAGGAUAUCUACUUCGGAGAUGAUGACGAACUAUUGACAAUCUUUCUACGACCUUGCAAAUGGUAUCCGGAAAGCGCUUUAGCACUCAUGCGGCGUAUUGCUGAGUUCAAACGCGACAAUGCGAGCCUUCUAAAUGGUUUGGUGCCUGAACACGAGAAAGAGGCCUUCCUUGAACAUAAAGUGGUGAAUGUAAUGAAGGGACGCGACCAAAAAGGAAGGAGGUUGCUAAUUGUUAACGUUGGAGGAUCAUGGAACCCGAAGAAAGUGAAUGCAGACCAGCUGUUCAAAUUGUUCUAUCUGAUCCACCUUGCCGCCAUGUUGGAGCCGGAGUCUCAAGUCAGAGGGACGGUCGUCUUGAUGGACUUCUACAACAUGGGCUGGUCACAGACAAUGGGCCUGACCCCAUCCUUCUCGAAGCGUCUCCUCACCUUUAUCCAGGACGCGAUGCCGCUUAGGCUGAAGGAAGUGCACUUUGUCAAGCAACCUAGGAUCUUUGACGUCGUCUGGAGAAUGUUCAAACCUUUCAUCAGGGAUAAGCUAAGGAAUAGAAUCUACUUCCACGGCUCGGAUAUGUCGUCUCUCCAUAAGCACUUAUCGCCGAGCCAUCUGCCGGCGGACUAUGAUGGCCAGUUGCCUGCCAUAGACUAUUCCGGCGCAGACUGGUACCCCGUCAUCCAGCACGUCAUGCCUCACAUAGACAAUUGGAACACGUACGGAUUCGUCAAGAAACCAUAGACUUAGAAUCAUUGUCUUUUUAAUUUGCAGACGGAAAUAUUGUCUGUAGUAAUUUUACUAUGCACAAAGUAUAAUUUUAAAAAAUAUUGUUUACUACGACUACCCAUACCCAUACCCAUCAACAGGUUAACAAAAAAAAUGAAUUAUAUAGUUGUUUUUUUCUUUUCGAUUUGGCAAUUUAGGUUCUGGAAUAUGAUAUUUAGUCGAAAGAAAUUGGAUUAUUUUAUUAGUUAAACUAAAUUUCGUGUUGCAUCUAGGUUUUCAAUUUAAACUUAUUAUUAAGCCAACUAGUACGAGUGUUUCCCGAUGGGCCCAUUGUCCCAGCGAUCUUAAUUGGGAUUUUUCCCCCAUCGCUGGGUUAAUCGGCCCAAUGGGAAACGCCCUUAAUUACGCUCAAUCGCAAAGAUGUAAUCAUAACAAAGUUCAAACAAUAUGCUUUUUAAUGAUAUUUAUAUAAAAUCUACAAUGUAUUGUCAAAAGUAAUAGUUCCUAAUAGCUAUUGGACAACUAAUUUUUUUUUUAAAUUCUAAUAGUAGUUUUGUAGAUUAAUAUUUCACUAUUCUAAAGCAUGCAACCAAAAACUUAGGUAUAACAAUACGUUUUAGCAGUUUCAUUAAAAUUUUAACGAUAUCAUUAAAAUGAUAAUGAUGGUUUCAUUAAAAUAAAGAAAACGAUUUUUUUUUUGUGUUCGAAUCUUAGGGGUAUCAUGACAGAUGCUUUUAAUCAUUUAGUAAAUAUAUAGCUUUUGGGUAUAUUUAUUUUUUAUUAGAUUAGUUUUUUUUUAAACUUGAAUAUGUAGUGAAGCGUAUGAAAAGACAUCGAGGCUGUGAAUGUGAUAGUGCUGUGCCACUUCAAUGACAUUUCACCAAAAUAUAGAUAAUUAAGAUAGUUUUGAAUUCAUUUAUAUUAUUAUGCAUUUCUAAAUUUGUAAUGAAAUUGUUCCUUAGUCUUUUUGAUACGAUUGAGUAUGUUUAUAGGACUUUUUAAGUAAACAUUUAUAUUUGUAGAGUAAAAUUUUAAGACAAAAAUAGGGGCCAAUCAUGAUUGUUAAAAGGUAUGUCUGAUAAAGUUUAUUUGAUGUAAUUUAUAAUAGCUUCGGGUAUUAAAACUCCUCGGAGGUGAGUAAGAGAUGUUUAUGUAAGAGAAGUUAUUAAUUUGUGAAGUAACGAUACGAUAUGAUAUUGCUCAAAAUUUUGAUAUUAAAUUUAUAUGACAGUA
Papilio polytes (common Mormon) is the source of this 2221-nucleotide messenger RNA. Its product is annotated as clavesin-1. The record is from RefSeq and is a predicted model, not a curated record. Gene Ontology annotation, molecular function: phosphatidylinositol bisphosphate binding. Lineage: Eukaryota; Metazoa; Arthropoda; Insecta; Lepidoptera; Papilionidae. Gene Ontology annotation, cellular component: membrane. The coding region runs from base 128 to 1003 and encodes 291 amino acids. The transcript has 6 exons.